Molecule: messenger RNA, 381 nt
Organism: Paracoccidioides lutzii Pb01
Exons: 2
Coding region: 1-381 (126 amino acids)
Source: RefSeq, a predicted model, not a curated record
AUGUCAGCUCUCAUUAUCCGCACCGCUCCCGUCACAAGAGCCAUCGCUAUCUCCUUUCGAACCACCAGCGCUGCAGUCUUCUCCACCUCAGCCAGGCGGCAGGAUAAAGGCCCCAUCGAGGCCACCAAGGAAACAUUGAGGAAGGCAGACCGAUUGGUUUCAGAUGCUGCUCUGAAGGGAAUUGAGAAAGGUCAAAUGGCAAGCCACAAAAUCAAGGAUGCAAUCGGUGUCAAAUCAAAAAAGGUUGAGGGUGAGGCGAAGAAGGUUGCAAGAGACGUGGAAGACAAGGCUGGCUCCCUCAAAGACGAGGCAGAAGACAAGGCAGCCUAUCUCAAAGAGAAGGCGAAAGAGGAAGCGGAAGAGUGGACAGGUAAAGCAUAA